CCCCUCCUGCUCCCAGUGAAAACUGAGAUAGUGAGGAAAGACCAUGGAGGGAGAAAACUGGACGUGUUAACGUCAGCUGCUCCGCGGCACCUUUUUGCCCACUUUCAAAGCGCCCCAAUGCGGCGACAUCCGGUACGUGUUGCGCGUGCCGGUUAAAGCGUCGGAAACCGUAACAUUGACCGACAGUCCGGCCGAGGUCGGUUAGCUCAACCCGACGAGGGUUAGCCCGCUGCGGCUAACCUAGCCUCUCUGCUAGCAAGAAGCGACACACACACACACACACACACACACACACACACACACACAAAGCAGGCUAGUGGGAAAGUGGCGCCGCGGCGUGAAGUUACUCGUUAUGUUGCCUCCCGGGAUUAACUUCAGAUACGGAUGAGAAGGAGAUCGGUGACCGGGGAACGACGAGAGCGACUGCGAGCCACACGACCACCGCCAUGUCGGGGGUGAUUCGCGGCUCCGGCAGCCCGCCUGAGUCCCGAGGUUGGCCCCACUCGGUGCUGCGGAGGCUCGGGGGCUUCUUCUUCCUCCUGCUGCUGGAGGGGGCCGGCGGCCUCGCCAACCCGAGCGGCACUUCUGGCGUCAACAACAACAACAACAACCAGCCGAGCGUCAACAUAUACAUGAGUGUCGAGGAGGUGAAGAAGCUUUUGGGCCUAGACGCAGAGCUCUACUACGUGCGAGACGACGUGGUGAACCACUACGCGCUCUCCUUCACCCUGCCGGUGCCCAGCGAGACCAACAGCCUCCACUUCUCCUGGCAUUCCAAGACCAAGGUGGACUACCGGCUCGGCUUCCUCAUGGAGAACCCCGUUGCCAUGGACCAGCCGCGGAGCAACAUCUCCACUCAGGGGGAGGUGCCCCGUGUUCCCUCUGUCUUCAGAGUGGACCUCCUCUGUUCCGGCAAAGUGGAUGGAGAGGCCGUUUUGACGGUGCAGCUCAAUCUGACCGUCCACGCCAACAACUACACAGUGCUGGACUUCAAGAGGAGGAAAAUGUGCUACAAAAGAUUAGACGACCAGAAGAGUCCCGUCCCCCUCAACAACAGCACUCUGCCACGGCCGGACUAUGGCGUGACCACCACCCCCACCACCUCCACCCAGGUGUUCUACAUAAGCGUCAGUGUCUGCUGCAUUGUCAUCUUCCUGGUGGCCAUCAUCCUGGCCAUCCUGCACCUGCACAGCAUGAAGAGGGUGGAGAUGGAGGACAGCGUGAGUGACAGCGGCAGCUCGCAGGGCCUGUCCCAGCCGUCCACCCAGACCACACAGUACCUGAGGGCGGACACUCCGAACAACGCCGCCCCCGUCACCAACAAUCACCCUGGUUCUGCACCCAUACUCCAGCUUGCUGCCACCUCCUUCCAAAACCCCGGCGCCCCCCCACACGAAACCAAAAGUUACCCAUCCCUCCGGAUUGAGAAGAACGACCUGAGGAGCGUCACCCUAAUGGAGGCCAAAGCUAAGGUGAAAGACAUCGCCAUCUCCAGGGAGAGGGUCACAUUACGGGACGUCCUGCACGAAGGCACGUUCGGGCGCAUCUUCCACGGCGUGCUGCUGGACGAAAAGGACCCCAGUAAGGAAAAGGAGGUCUUCGUGAAGACAGUGAAAGAUAAUGCGUCUGAGGUGCAGGUGACCAUGAUGUUGACUGAAAGCUGCAAGCUUCGUGGACUUCAUCAUAGGAACCUGCUGCCCAUAAGUCACGUGUGCACAGAGGACGGAGAGAAGCCCAUGGUGCUGCUGCCUUUCAUGGCUUGGGGGAAUCUCAAGCUAUUCCUGCGGCAAUGCAAGCUCGCUGAGGCCAACAACCCGCAGGCGAUCUCUCAGCAGGACUUGUUUUACAUGCCCAUCCAGAUCGCCUGCGGGAUGAGCUACUUGCUUCGCAGGGAAGUCAUUCACAAGGACUUCGCCGCCAGGAACUGCGUCAUUGACGACAACAUGCAGGUGAAGAUAACGGACAACGCUCUUGCCCGGGACCUAUUCCCCAUGGAUUACCACUGUCUGGGGGACAAUGAGAACAGGCCAGUCCGCUGGAUGGCCCUGGAGAGCUUGCUCAACAACGACUUCUCCAGUGCGAGCGACGUGUGGGCCUUCGGCGUGUCGCUGUGGGAGCUGAUGACUCUGGGUCAGACCCCCUACGUCGACAUCGACCCCUUCGAGAUGUCGGCCUACCUGAAGGACGGCUACCGGAUAGCACAACCAAUCAACUGCCCCGAUGAACUGUUCGCGGUGAUGGCGUGCUGCUGGGCCCUGGACCCGGAGGAGAGGCCCAAGUUUCAGCAGCUUGUUCAGUGUCUCACGGAGUUCCACGCGGCGUUGGGCGCUUACGUGUGAGAGCCAGCGCCGCCUCCUCUCGGGAGCGAAGGACGUUGACGCGGAAGGCUGGUGGACACUGACCAUAAGGAAUCCAUGUAUGAUAGCGUGCCUUAUCCGACCACACAGCAGACUUCCGUCCUCAUGGUUUCAUUCUGUACAGUUCUUCUCGGAGUUUUUAUAUAGUUGAAAUCCUUUUUUAUAGCAAAGUAAAAGGAUCCUUUUGUUGAAUAUUGUUUUGUGUGCUUCCGAAGCGUCCGCAGACGAGGCGACCACACUGCUCUGUCCUUGCGUUGCUGGACUCAAAGCCUCCGACAAGCUGGUUUUAAACGCAGCGCUUUGAACCGUUUGGUAAGCUGGUGAUCAGAUGUGCCGCGGUGGACCGGGGGGGGCUUCGUUUGGAUGUGUGCCGCGCUGCUCCCCGGAACCCCCGCGCUCGGUGCCAGGGGCCUCUCGGAAACCACUCGAGUUUGUCCCGAGGAUUUCUUCACGGAAGGUACGCCGUGGCAUCGGGAGGCCUCCGUGGACGGGAGCAGAGCUACACACGGGAUUUCUUUUGCGAAAAACAUCCGGACGGACAUUUUGACCGCUGUUAUUUUUCAGAUGCCUCCACCUUCUUCCUCUUUUUGUACUUUUUUUAUCGUCCACACUCCCUCCCCUCGAACAGGCCUGUCGCUGCGUCUUCAUUGUAUAAGCUUGAUUGUUCUGUGUCAGAACGCAGCCCGCCUCAGGAUUCCUCUUCCUGACUGAUUCCACGGUGACUAGAACACGGAGGAUCACUGUGAACGCAGAAGAACUGCCGACCUGCUCGGCCUGGUCCCGUUUCCCCGCCGCGGACAUCGUUGGGAUGUGCCUUUUAUUCUCACUGCAUGUUGAAUUAAGGUUUUUUAUUUUAUUUUUUAUUUUUUUUACUUCCCGAUUUCAUAUCAACAAAUUAAAUGGUAUCUUUUAAAUAUACGUCUUUCUUCCAUUUGUGUUUCGCAUCGUAUGAGCACCGCAGCUCUCGUCUGGUACCUGAUGUUUGUUUUGUGCCGCAGAGCGUUUUGGUACAAGGAGCAAACCGUAAUACUAUUCAAUAGCUCCUGCAGCUUUGUGACGGAAAUAAGCAUCCACACACGAAAUGCUUGGGGGCUUUCCUCUGAUUUUCCGAUGGAGCUGCUUUGGUUUAGUUUCUUUAGCUUUGGCCGAAGUUAAUGUCACACGCGAAACACUGCGAUUCUUUGCGGUGUUGUAAUGGAGUUUUGUAACGUGUGUGCGCGGCCUCUUACAUGCUAUCGGCGUGUGUGUGGCUGGCGUUCUGCAGCGGGUCUCUGACAAGAACCGCAAAAUCCCAUUUGAGCGGCUUGAUUUUAAAAUGUUGUUUUGUUUAAAUUAAAACCAGCAAUGGACAAUUA
This is a messenger RNA of Gasterosteus aculeatus aculeatus (three-spined stickleback), 3712 nucleotides long. RefSeq names its product receptor like tyrosine kinase (gene ryk). Gene Ontology annotation, cellular component: signaling receptor complex; plasma membrane. The record is from RefSeq and is a predicted model, not a curated record. Gene Ontology annotation, biological process: cell surface receptor protein tyrosine kinase signaling pathway; positive regulation of phosphatidylinositol 3-kinase/protein kinase B signal transduction; protein phosphorylation. Gene Ontology annotation, molecular function: protein kinase activity; ATP binding. Lineage: Eukaryota; Metazoa; Chordata; Actinopteri; Perciformes; Gasterosteidae.